UCUUUUAUGUAUUCACCAAAACAAAGAUCUCAACUCCAUACAAUUUGAACCCACAAAACCAAUUCUUUUUAGAACUUGUGAAAAACAUGGAACUAAAACAAACCAAAGUGAUGAUCUUCUUGGUAGUCCUAAUUUUGGCAUCUAUCAUCCGACCAUCGGAGUCACAUCCACCUGAAGUUUAUUGCAUAACAGACAGAAUAUUCAAAGUGCCCGGAUGUUUCGAUGCGUUGAAGUUAGCGGUAUUAGUCAGAGACAUUAAAAAAUUAACAGUAGAGUGCUGCAGAGCAGUAUUCGCUACACUUCCUCCUACUUGUUUAUUGAAAGUCGAGGGUGACGUAAUUUUACCAAUGACUAGUUUCAGAGAAAUUUGUAAUAUUGCGGUCCCUGCAGCUGCAGAACCAAGUUCAUGAUUUAUGUUUGGUGUAUCUUUGAAUGAUAUGAUAAUAAACAAGAG
Molecule: messenger RNA, 454 nt
Organism: Camelina sativa (false flax)
Lineage: Eukaryota; Viridiplantae; Streptophyta; Magnoliopsida; Brassicales; Brassicaceae
Source: RefSeq, a predicted model, not a curated record